AAUAUUUCUAGUUUAGAUAUUUCAUAAAUAAUUAUAGUGUGUAAAGGAAUUUAAUGCUAUGGCUUAAAAUUUCAUCGUUAUUAAUAUCGAAAAAAGCGUAUUUAAAUUUCUCCUUCCCAGUCCAUUUUGCAGUAAAUAAAAUGAACCUUUUAGCAUCAGUUCUAUUAGGGACAGUUGGAUCAUCAAUUAUAUCAAUUCUUCCGUUGUGUUAUCUAUUAUUUUUGGACAAUGUAAACUGUUUGGACGCGAAUACAUUAACUGACAAUGGGAAAGAAUUGGUUUACAAGAGGCAAAUUGAAGAGAAUAGCUUAGAACUUACUUCGGUUGAAAAAUUUGUGCACAAAUUAGAAAUAUGGAGAGAACUACACCCAGCUAAAGGACGUAAACGCCGUCAUGUAAACAAAUUUGAAAGUAGACCUAGCAACCCAUUACUGAACACAGGAGAUGGUAACAUUUUGGACAAAGACGACAAGACCAAAGGGUUUCAAAAAUUCGGCGAGAAAGAAGCUCUUAUAGAAAAAAUGAAAAAAAGAAAGAGAAAACCCGUUGGAUCAAGAAAACCACUUCCCCAAAGUCUUCUUAAAAUAUGACUUCUGAUUUGUUAUUUGAUGCUUUCUUACUUAAUAAAAUUUGGGUUUUAGAUUGUUCA
Molecule: messenger RNA, 649 nt
Organism: Anthonomus grandis grandis
Lineage: Eukaryota; Metazoa; Arthropoda; Insecta; Coleoptera; Curculionidae
Exons: 3
Coding region: 54-590 (178 amino acids)
Source: RefSeq, a predicted model, not a curated record